Messenger RNA from Closterium sp. Yama58-4, 4908 nucleotides. The record is from the annotation of a GenBank genome assembly. NCBI's taxonomy places the organism in Eukaryota, Viridiplantae, Streptophyta, Zygnematophyceae, Desmidiales, Closteriaceae.
AUGGUGUUGAGAUGGCUGGCCGUCGUCUGCUUGGUGGCAUUCGUCGCAGGAGGACUCCCGACGUCGCAGGCCGGAGCUACGCGCGCGAAAGCCGCGGUGCCCCUGCGCAAGCAGUACAUAGUGCACCUGGCGGCGGUGCCGCCGGUGCUCAACUACCGCGGCGGCGUGGCGGGGCUGGCGGCGACCGCGCCGGAGCUAGACGACAACGACCCCGAGAGCAGCCCCACUGAUGCGGAUGACGACGAUAGCGCUCCGGUCGAUGGUUCAGGUGGCGGUUCAGGUGGCAGUUCAGGUGGCGCUUCAGGUGGCGGUUCGGGUGGCGGUGCGGAUGGCGGUUCAACUGGCGGGUCGGGUGACUCAGGUGGAAAUUCAGGUGAAAUUCCUGCGGGGGGUGCAGGAACCGGAGCAGGAGGAGGCGGCGGGGGAACGGAUUCAACUGAGGUUCCUUCUCCAAGUGAUGCUACAGCUGGCGGCGCUUCCACCGGCGGCGCUACAGCUGGCGACAGCAGCGCUACAAACAUCACGCUGGCAGCCGCGACGCUUCAAGGGCUCAGUGCGGCCCGACUCGCCACCGUUAGCAGCACAUCCGCUGUGCCCCCUCGCUUCGGUACAAUCACGAAAGCGAUACGGCGGCUUGCGGAUCGAAUCAAGCGGCGCGCGGACGUGCGGCGGGCGAAUGUGAAAGCAUUCGUAAACUUUCUGCGAGAUUCGCAGCGGCAAUUUUUGCGAAAGAAUAACAUCUCGCCGUCGCGGAUGUUCCAGAGCUACACGUAUACGGUUAACGGGUUCGCUGUAUCGCUGACGGCCGCGGAAGCGCAACGGCUGAAGCAGCAUCCUGCCGUGUCUUGGAUCGUUCGCGCGCUCACUGUAGACUCGCCGACUUUCUUGAAGUUGCCGACCAGCCUGUGGGCUGAAAACGGGGGGCAGAGCCGCGCGGGCGAGGAUGUGAUUAUAGGCGUGAUUGAUUCGGGAAUCUGGCCGGAACACCCUUCUUUUGCGAACACGCCUGCAGACCCCUACGGUCCGGUCCCGGACCGCUGGUUCGGCGGGUGCGCAGAAACGGCGGACUUCCCAGCCUCGCUCUGCAACGGCAAACUCAUUGGUGCAAAGUUCUUCAACAGUGGGUUCCGCAAGUCCGGGCAGAGCGUGGAUCCAAUCAACGACUUUUCAUCUGCCCGAGAUGGCGACGGGCACGGCACAUGGUGUUCGGGAGCGGCAGCGGGCAAUGGCAACAUCAGCGUGGUGAUGGGCGGCCGCAACUACGGCACAGCGAGCGGCGUUGCUCCUCGCGCGCGCGUGGCCAUGUACAAGGCGCUCUGGGUCGUCAAGGGCGGCGGUGCUUCGGGCACCAACGCUGAUAUCCGCGCUGCUGUUGACACCGCUGUUGCUGAUGGAGUGGAUGUGCUGUCUCUCUCAUUGGGGGGAUCAGUGCCCCAGUAUUUUUCAGACAUUCCCUAUAUGAAUGCUGCCAAGGCGGGGGUGUUUGUGGCGCUAGCAGCAGGUAACGCGGGGCCGCCCUCCCCCAUGCGCGUGCUGGGAACGCUCAGCAACGCAGCUCCUUGGUACCUGACUGUUGGUGCAACCACUAUUGGUCGGCAGUACUAUGCAACGCUGAGUCUUGGGAACGGGGUGGAGUUGAAGGGAGUGAGCUUUGGAGGCACGGCACAGACGGUCAAUAAAGUGCUGCUGCCGGCUGCUGCUGCUGUCAGGCCUGGCGCCUCUGCUUCUGAUGCCGCUCUAUGUGACAUCACGGCUAUCGACAAAUCCAAGCUGGCUGGUCGGAUCAUCGUGUGCACGUUCCAACCGUCAGCCUCCAGACCUGCAGGAAUCCCCAUCAACACACUCGCAGCCUACAAGGCAGCAGCGCUUGUCAUCAUUAGCGGCUCGCCCCAGACAGACAGUAUGCCCAUGCUCCCUUUCACCGACCUGCCCCUCCUGUACCUGACCAACGCUGUGGGCGGGCAGCUGAAAAAUUACCUGCAGCAGACGGCCAAUCCCGUGGCGACACUUGGCGAAUACACCACCACAAAUUCCUCCAACGCUCCCCAAAUGGCCUUUUUUUCAUCCACCGGACCAACUAUCAACCCGUCCCUCUUCCCGAUCCCGUCUUUCCUCCCAACCAACGACAUCUUAAAGCCGGACAUCGUAGGUCCGGGUUUCCAGCUCUGGUCGUCGUACCGAGGCAAGAGCGCAGCUUCGGCAGCCACCGACCCUCCCACAUUCAACUGCAUUUCUGGUACCUCCAUGGCUACUCCACAUCUUGCCGGCAUCGCGGCGUUAUUAAUCCAGAAGAAUCCAGGCUGGACCCCCGCCCAGGUGAUGUCAGCAAUGAUGACUACAGCAUCUACAGUAAACAACGCCGGCCAGCCAAUCAAACGCGCAAACGGGGACGUUGCCACCCCGUGGGAUUACGGCUCGGGACAGGUGGACCCAUCGAGAAUCUUAAACCCCGGGUUGACUCUUACUUCAGGGUUUAACGAUUAUGUGAAUUUUCUCGCGAGCCGGAAUUUCCAGCAGACGAAGCACGCGUUUCCGGGGCUGAAGGGGAUUCGGGCGCGCAAGCCGUGGAAUCUCAACCGUCCAACGAUCUCGAUCUCACGGCUGUCGGUUCGCGGGAGGAAGAUUGUGCGCACGGUUCGAAACGUGUUUGACCAGCCGUCGACGUACACUGUGAAGGUUCGGGUGCCAUCGGACGUGCAGGUUCGGGUGACGCCGAGCCAGUUUACGAUUGGUCCGGGGGAAGUGCAGCGGAUCACGAUGAUUCUAAAGGCGAAGAAGGUUGUGAGGUCGUUUCUGUUUGGGUCGCUUAGACUGGUGGAUGAGCAUGGACACACUGUUAAUAUGCCAAUUGCACUACGCACGCCAUCAGACCCGUACGGCCCGCCCCCUUCUGGUUGGCGGGGAGGGUGCACAGUAACAGACGACUUCCCUGAAACAGUGUGCAACGGCAAGCUGGUGGGGGCGCGCUACUUCGUGGCGGGGCUGCUGGCCAAUCAGGGCAGCGUUUCUGAGUCCCUGGAUUUCAUGUCGCCCCGGGAUGGCAAUGGGCAUGGCUCGUGGUGUGCGGGUGCGGCAGUGGGCAACGCGAACGUCAGCGUGGAGAUGCAUGGCCGCAGCUACGGGGCAGCGAGCGGAGUAGCGCCGCGGGCGCGAAUCGCCAUGUACAAGGCGCUCUGGCGCAUGGAGGACGGCGGGGCGGCCGGCAUGGACUCGGAUAUCCGGGCGGCAGUGGAUACUGCCGUGGCGGACGGCGUGGAUGUGCUGUCGCUGUCGCUGGGUGGCAGCAUUCCCAACUAUUUUGCAGACAUUGCCUACCUGAAUGCUGCCAAGGCCGGGGUGUUCGUGGCGAUGGCAGCUGGAAACUCCGGAGCACCUUCCUCUGUCAAGGCUGUUGGCACCAUAAGCAACGCAUCGCCGUGGUACCUCACCGUUGGCGCCAGCACUUCGACUGAAAGUUCUUUGGCCGGGACAGGGAGCCUUUCACCUGAAGCACCGGAGGAGGCAGGGAGGUCAGCACUAGUGCUAUCAGGGUGGAGCUUUGGAGGCACGCCCCUCACGACCGACCUGCCGGUGGUUGAUGCCAGGGAUGCUGCUGCGAAUGGUGCCAGUCUGUCGCUGGCCAGCCAGUGCCAUGCUCCCAGCAUCAACGCGUCUCUCACCCUCAACACCCUCCUCCUCUGCGCUCACUCCACUCGCCCUCUCACCGACGUGCUCCUGGACGCAUCCACCCUUCGCCCCGCCGCCCUGGUGCUGCUGGGGGCUACGGACACACCUCCCCGCCUGCCCUACACGCGCCUGCCUGUUAUUUACCUCAAGGCUUCUGAUGCCAUUGCUCUCAGGAGCUUCCUUGGCACAACCACCAGGUAUGCCUUUCCUGCUCUUCACCCCCGCCUGCCCUACACGCGCAUGCCUGUCAUCUAUCUCAAGGCUUCCGACGCUUCUGCUCUCAGAAGCUUCCUUGGCACAACCACCAGGUACGGCAAACCUCCCCUUUUGCUUUCCUCUCGUCCGCUCGCCGACGUGCUCCUACUGGACGCAUCCACCCUUCGCCCCGCUGCCCUCGUGCUGCUGGGAGCUACUGACACACCCCCCCGCCUGCCCUACACGCGCCUGUUUGUGAUUUUCCUCAAGGCUUCUGAUGCGGCUACUCUCAGAAGCUUCCUGGGAAGGACCAGCAGCCACCAGGCGUCCCUUUCUCAGCCCUACACAGCCUCCACCUCCCCAGCACCAGCCAUUGCCUCUUUCUCCUCCACAGGCCCCCCAGUCAACCCCACCACCCCCUCCUCCUCCCUCCCUCCCUACCUCCCAACCAACGACAUUCUCAAACCUGACAUUGUAGGCCCGGGGUACCAGCUCUGGGCGGCCUACCGAGGCUCCAGCGCAGGCUCGGGGGGAGCAGCUUCGGGCCCGCCUUCGUUCGGGCUGCUCUCGGGAACAUCCAUGUCUACACCACAGCUCGCGGGAAUCGCGGCGCUUAUAAUACAAAACAAACCCGAUUGGACGCCGGCGCAAAUAAUGUCAGCUAUAAUGACUACAGCGAGUAUAGAAAAUAACCAAGGAGGGGGGAUUAAGAAGCCGAAUGGGGGAGAUGCCACCUGGUGGGAUAUGGGAGCAGGGCAUGUGGAUGCUGCUAGAGUGCUGGAUCCAGGGUUGACUUUCAAUGCGGGGUAUGGUGAUUAUGUGAGCUUUCUGGCUGGUAGGAGCAUGGCAGAGACUGCACGUGCGCUGAAUGUUAUCCCGAACCAGUUUACGAUUGGUCCGGGGCAGUCGAAGAGGUUCGUGGUUUGGCUGCAGCCAAAUGCGGAGGCAGCUGAGGCUUGGGAGAGGUUCGGGUUUGGUUCGGUGAGGUGGGAGGAUGAGCAUGGGCAUGUGGUGAACAUUCCUUUAGUGACAUGGAUAAGUGCUUGA